Messenger RNA from Cuscuta epithymum, 920 nucleotides. The record is from the annotation of a GenBank genome assembly. NCBI's taxonomy places the organism in Eukaryota, Viridiplantae, Streptophyta, Magnoliopsida, Solanales, Convolvulaceae.
CGCGCGCCCUCGCGUACAGAGCUCACUCGCCAGGUUUGUGGAUGUCGCAGAACACGGAAGGAGGGCCGCCGGAGGUCACACUGGCGACCUCAAUGGGCUCUUUUACAGUUGAGAUGUACACCAAACACGCGCCGAGAACUUGCCGGAACUUCAUUGAGCUCGCUCGGAGUGGUUACUAUAACAACGUUAAGUUCCAUAGGAUCAUCAAGGAUUUCAUUGUGCAAGGUGGCGAUCCAACUGGUACCGGAAGAGGAGGACAAUCCAUUUACGAUUCGAAAUUUGAUGAUGAGAUUGACAAAGAAUUAAAACAUACUGGAGCAGGUAUUCUAUCCAUGGCUAAUGCAGGACCAAACUCAAAUGGAAGUCAAUUCUUCAUUACAUUAGCACCUGCACAAUCGCUGGAUGGUAAUUUUUUUGUCACUGUAACCAGUUGUCCAGUCAUAUCACGUGUGUGCUCAUCUACAACUAUCUUCAUGUACCCUAUCAUGUGUGUGUUUGAGGCGACCCGUGACUGCAUAUGUGGCGUGUACCGGGGGGCAAACAUACCAUAUUUGGAAGAGUCUGUCGAGGAAUGGAAAUUGUGAAGAGACUUGGCAGCGUUCAAACUGAUAACACAGAUAGACCUGUCCACGAUGUGAAGAUAUUAAAGGCAACCGUUAAAGAUUGAUGUCAUGCUGCACUACAAAAGGGCCGUCAAUCUUUUCUCUCCGUCAUUGAAAACCAUAAAAGACACCAUCUUUGGCCUGUGUUCAAAUUGCUUUAUUGCAGCCAAUUGAUAUAAUUUGACGGAUGGAAUGACUAGGCUUUAUGUUUGUUAUUACACAGUUUUAUUGCAUGGGAAUUCUUUAUUAUUCCCCUCAUAAACUAGAUCCACUUAUAGAACGGACCAGGAAUCGACCUAGCCAAGUGAUCAGGUCAAG